Manis javanica (Malayan pangolin) is the source of this 8546-nucleotide messenger RNA. It is a transcript of the gene FSBP, whose product is annotated as fibrinogen silencer binding protein. The record is from RefSeq and is a predicted model, not a curated record. Lineage: Eukaryota; Metazoa; Chordata; Mammalia; Pholidota; Manidae. Gene Ontology annotation, cellular component: nucleus.
UGGGCCUAAAUGAGGCUAGCCUAGUUAAGCCUGAUCUUUUUCUGUUUGUGAAAAGAGCUGAGCAGAGCUGAAGGCUGCUUGGUGGUUUCAGAAGCUGCCUACUUAAUUUGAAAAGAACAAUGGUAGGAAAGGCUAGGUCUUCCAAUUUUACCUUAUCUGAAAAGCUUGAUUUGCUAAAGCUGGUGAAGCCAUAUGUUAAAAUUCUCGAAGAACACACUAAUAAACAUUCAGUAAUAGUGGAAAAGAAUAGAUGUUGGGAUAUCAUAGCAGUUAACUAUAAUGCAAUUGGAGUAGAUCGCCCUUCUCGAACAGCCCAGGGCCUACGCACCCUUUACAAAAGGCUCAAAGAAUAUGCCAAACAGGAGCUAUUGCAACAAAAAGAGACCCAAUCAGAUUUUAAAAGCAAUAUUUCUGAGCCAACCAAGAAAGUUAUGGAGAUGAUUCCCCAGAUUUCCAGUUUUUGCCUGGUAAGAGACAGGAACCACAUACAAAGUGCAAACUUGGAUGAGGAAGCACAGGCUGGUACCAGUUCACUAAUGUUGGAUCACCAUCCAGUUGCUAUAACAGUGGAGGUGAAGCAAGAAGAAGACAUUAAACCCCCUCCUUCACUGAUUUUAAAUUCUCAGCAGAGUGAUACUUUAAAGCAAAGAGAAGAACAUGAAUUAGUACAUGUUAUGGAAAGAUCUUUGUCACCAUCACUUUCCUCUGUUGAUAUGAGAAUGACAUCGUCUCCAUCUUCUGUUCCAAGGAGAGGUGAUUUUUUUCAGCAGGAGAAUGGAGAACACUUUAGGUCACAAUUAGGGUAUGAUCCUCAGAUUCUGCAAAUGCUGAAAGAGGAGCAUCGGAUAAUUUUAGAAAAUCAAAAAAAUUUUGGAUUAUAUGUUCAGGAAAAGAGGGAUGGAUUGAAAAGAAGGCAGCAGCUAGAGGAAGAGCUGCUAAGAGCAAAAAUUGAAGUGGAAAAGCUGAAAGCAAUUCGCUUACAGCAUGAUCUGCCUGAAUAUAAUAGUUUCUAAAAUUUUUUUUUCAAUCUGGCAACUUGAUUAAUAUUGGCCAAAUUAUUUUUAUCUGGGAAUAUCCUGAAACAGAAUACAUAUUCUUUAACAAUACUGCUACCCUAUUAUGAAAAACUUUUUUGACAUGAUUUUCUAAUUAUUUAAUUUUCUUUUGAGAUAUACUACAAUUUAUUGAUUGGUUGGCAUGAGUAUAUAUAUAUUUUUGUUUUCCUUCAACUUUCUAAGAAGUUUAGUUGCUGGUGUUACAAAAAAUGUUUUAUUUUUAUCAUUAAAAUAUAACAUGUGAGUAUACGUACAAACAUAUAUUCUUUCAAAGUUCUGAGUCUUUAACAUUUAAAAUUAGAGCUUUGAAAGCUGUAGUUUAAGGUUUUUAAGUCAGUCUAGAAGCAAUACUGGCCUAGUAAACAGAAACUUGUUUAUAUUACAUUGAUUUUAUGCUUUCAUAUUUUGAAGGAGAAGUCCUAGUAUUUUAGAGAUGAAAGUUAUUUGCAGAUCACUUUUUCCCAACUCUUCAAUUUAGAGGUCCAGGGAGAGCUCGAUGACUUACUUACUGGAACAAAGCUAUUAUGGCAGAGCAAGGACCAGCGCUCAGUUUUUGUCUCACUGUGAUCUUUCCCCUGCUAUUCCAUGGAAGUAAAGAUCCACUAAAAUAUCUUCCAUAUUAAAAAAUUAGAAGCAUUUAUUUUUAAAUUGCUUUUAAGGAUUAGUAGGUAUUGAAAUCAGAAGAAUUAUAUCAGUUACUCCCCAUUCUGCCUCCCUUUUUUCUCUAGUAAAGUAAGAUAUUUCUCUUUUAGGUAUUACAUAUUUUGGCUGUAAGAUUUAAUAUGUCUUAAUUCACUUUUAAUGUCUUAAUUCUAUAAAAGAUUUCUGUCAUAGUAAGAAAAAAACAGUAAAAAUUUCAAAGAACAAAAUUAAACUUUUACAUAGACUGAAAAUAGCAAAAAAUGUUUAUAAUUUAUUAUAUAAUCUAUAAUUUUAAAAAUAAAUAUUGCUGUUUUAGUAUUUGUGGAAAUAAAACUUUGAUUCUUUAAAGUACACAUACUAAAUUUAAGUUAAAUCUUUAAUAUGUAUAUUACUUAAAUAUUUCUAUUUUUGCUGGGCUUUGUUGAGGAAGAAUUUUUAAGCCAGGUUUUAAAAUGAGGUAGGUAGUAAGUGAGAGUGAGCAGCAUGAAAAAGGCAUAGAGUAUGGGGAAGAAUGGGUCAGUGUACUAGCACAAUAUAGUGAGUGCUAAGCCGGGUGAUUUCAAGUGGGUAUAGAGAGGGCCAGUUAGGGCUGUGGUUACCUGGACUAGGACUUCUCACUUGACUGAGCUCCAGUAGAAUCGUACAUGCAGAAGUAAGCCAGAAAUCUGCAUUUUUCUGUGAAGUUUUCCAAUUUUAAAAUGUUUGAGGAUAAUACAAAAUGUGUUUAAAACACUACACAGACAAAACAUGUCGGUGGGCCUCAUUCAGCCUAUGGGCUUCCAGUUUGUUGUCUUUAUGGUAGGGCUAUGCUCACCAAGAGUAGUUCCUGACCACUAGCAUCAGCAUCUCUUGAGAACUUGUGAGAAAUGUAAGUCCAUUCUUUUUGAAUCAGAAACUCAAGGGGGAGUCCAACAUCUCUUUUAUUAAACCUGUUAAAGAUUCCGAUGCAAGCUAAAGUUUGAGAACCACUGGAAUAGAGUGGAACUUAGCUUGGUGCCUAAAUCAUACUAGAUUCUCAAAAAAUUUCUUUGAAAAGAGGAGCAGGUGAAGGUGAAUUGAGGGAUAUCAGUUUGGAAGUUGGUGCCAGAUUAUGGAUUGCAUUAAAUGCCAUUUUUAAGGAAUCAAACUUGAAUGGACAAUGGGAAGCUAUUGAAGGCUUUUGGUUAGGGGGAGAUAAAUUAGAGCUGAGAGUUGGUGUUAUAAUGGCAUUUAGUAAGAGGAAGUUAAAUCCAAAAUUUUGAUUAUGGCUAUUGAAAAAGAAAGAAUAAAAAAUCAAAUGGACUCAUGCUACUAUUUUAGCUUGUUGAUUGCUUAAUUUCAUUGGUAUUUUAUAUCUGCUAUUAGAGUUAAAUAUUUUAUUAUAAAAAUACCUUGAAUGUUACGAUAUAUUCUUUAGACAGUAUGAUCUUUAAUCUGUCCUGUGACUUUUCUUUCAGUCUAAUGAAUCUUAUAAUUCUAAUUUGAAGCAAUGUUUUUACAAUAUAAUUCUAAAUACAUCCUUGUAGUAGAUAAAACAUUUUUAAAUUAUUGAAAGCAAAUUACUAUAUAUAAUGAAAUUCAUAUUACAGUCACAGCAUGCUAUGACUCAGAAUUGAUGAAUGUUCAAUUUAAAUGUGGAAUUUGUGCAGCUAUAUCAAAGUUUUUCAAAGUGUGUUCUGUGGAACAUUAAUUCUGUGAGGUGUUUCUAGGGAAAGAGUUCUGGUUUCAAACAGUGCAACAUACGCCUUUUUUUGUGGUUAGGUUCUAAAAUCUAUGUGUAAAGUAGAAAAAUGUAUAUACAAAAUUGUCCUUGAAAAUUUAUUUUGCUGCCCAUAACAUAGAGUAAACAUAGUCUGCUACAGUCAUAUUUUUCUCCAGCAUUGUUCAAGACUGUUUCUUUGGUUGUGUCAGGUGACAAAUUCAUUAGCAUUUAGGGCUAAGUAGAGUAAAAAAACCUUACUUUACAAAUUUUUAAACACUAGAAUUGCACACAUUGCAGUGAGUUUGCUGCAGCAAUUAUCCUGAGUGAAUUUUGUUUAAUUUUAAUUUGCAAAAAUUUAAAUGCUUAUAAUUUGCUCCAGUGUAUAGCCACCUCUCCACCCAGGUACCUGUAAGUAGCAUAUUAGUUUAUGAGAAAUGCUGUAUAAAGAAAACUUAUUUGACCAUUUAACUGUUUUUGGAGGUGUUUAUUAUUUAUUUAUUAUCUUGCACAGUCUUUUAGAAAAUUCUGAGCUAAAAAGCCUUUUUCUUUUUGAUAUUGAGACUUUAGAGUUUUUUGACUACUUAUCAACUUACAUUAGCAAUUUUUGUUGAGAACAAGUUUUGCUAAGGGGAAUGUAAGGGGCAAGUUCUGCUAGGUGCUAAUGGAAUACAGCUGAAGCCACCAGACAUCCUACAUGCCAUAGACAACUACAAGGGCCAUGAGCUUUGCCUACAAAAUGUGAUGCCGAGAAAACAUAGGGAAGAGUUAUUUUUAAAAUGUAGGCUCAAUUCUAUAGAAAUAUAUUAAUUUUGAAAAAUGUACUAAGGCAAAAUAUUUCAUCUAAUAUAUUAGUAAUUUAGAGAGUAUAUAGAUUAUUUUUGCCACCUUUUUAUCCAUAUCAAAAUGAUACAUUGUUGUAGCUUAGGAUUUUCUAAAUCACAUAUGAUUUAUAAUGACAUCCUGAAAAAGUUAAUCUCUUUCUAAAAAUGGCAGAUAUCUUAAAAUAUUCAAAUUAAGUACUUUUUUGUAUAAUUUGACAUCAACGUGUUGUUAUUUCAUUUUUGAAAGAUUCACUCUACCCUGUUGCAUCUUAUGUGAGAAUGUUUAAAAUAUGAAUUUUUUUCCAUGUGUUUUCUGGGAUAAUGUGAAAUUUUAAAUAGACGUGCUUAAAUAAUUUAGAGUGUGAAUGAUUGUAUUUAAUAUAUACUAUAGAUAAUAGUGGUUAAAUGCUUUGUUGGUACAUGUUCUUUUAAAUACAAGGUAAUACAUUGUACUGAUUUGUGUACUUUGUGUCUCAUAAAACAAACAAUUCAGUACUGUUAAGGUAAAAUUUUUGGAUGAGGCAUAAAUAAAAUAAAUGUAUCUAGAUGAUAGUGUUAUAGUAGAUACCAAAUGUACCAUGUCUAAAUAUCAAAAUUGUUUUUCCAUUUAAGAUCCACAAAUUCUCAAAACUAAUAUUUGAUGCAAUUCGAUUGUAAAUACUUAGAUGUAAUUAGAUAAAAUAUGGUUGCAAUACGUAAGAAAUACAAAAGAGUAAGUUCUUAGAAUAUGCAACCUAAUUCAACAUGCUAAAUCUGUGGUUUUGAGAAAUUGGCUCAAUAUUUUUUUUUCUUUCUUUGCUUUGUAGAAAGUCUUUUUCUGUUAGGAGUAACUAACUGCUUUUAUGAUUUUAUAAGUUAAAAAAUUUUUAUGUGCCUGACUGGGGUCCAUGAAAUAACAAAAGUACAAUUCCCCACCCAAAUAAAAAAAGCAUCAGACACACUGAAGGCUCUGAUUGUUUCAUAUUUUCAGAAAUAAAAGUGACUAUAUACUCUUAUUAAUUAGUAGUUUGGUAAAAUUUUUAUAGAAUUGUUAAUGAUUCAUGGUUUCCCAUGUUGUCAUCUUAGGCAACAUUCCACCAAAUUAGAGCUUUCCAAAAUUGUAGUACCAUGUAUAGUGCUUUAUUUAUUAUGAUAGAAUUUUCAUUUUAAAACCAGAAUUGGGCUGAAUGUUGAAUGUUGCUUUUUUUUAAAGCUAAAAUUUAUGUUUUAUGUAUAGUUGUAAAACACUGAUAUCAAUAUCCCAUUACCUUUAAUCAAGAGUGAUUACACUCUUGUUGAAAAGUAAAUUUAUUUAUCAAAUGAAAUUUAAAGUUGUACUAACAGUGGGGGAAAAAAACUUGCUUUUUGAUUAAGGCUUUAUAGAACAGAAUUUCUAUUUCAUCAGAGCUAUCUAGGACCCUUUUCUUAUGAAAACAUUGUAUCUUAACCAUGAGUGGAAUUGUUAGAUAUUUUUUUCUCGUCUAAUUAGACUGAAACCUCAACCAGGCGUAGUGCAUUAAUAUGAAAUACUUUUGAAACAGAAUUUUUUAAAAAAGGAACAUUUACAAAAAGAUCAUAUAAUGCUAGAUGGGAUGUUAAAAUGACUCGUUUGUAGUAUUUUUUAAAACCUUCAUUUUUGCUCAGAAUAAAUUGCCUUUAAUUAUUUUCCAUUUUCAAUGGAAUUUCAUUUAUAGGUUUGACAUAUCAAGUCAAUAUAAUGUUUUAGAGUUUAGUAAUUUUGGAUUCCAGAUCAUUUAAGUUGAACAUGGAAAUGUGAAGUUUACUUAAGAAAAUUAAUUUUCUUCUUCUGUAGCAUCUAAGUCUUCAUCCUCUUCAUCAUCAUCUUCUGCUUGCUGAUCCUUUCUUAGUGGACAGGUGGAUGGAUACCUGUCCUUUUCCAGAUACACACUUGGCUGACAAUCUCUGAAGAGGUGAUUUUGAAUUUGCUCUUACAGUAUCUAAAUGAGAUGAAUAAUCUGGUGGAUACAGAGAAUUUUGGAAAACCUCUAAAUCCUCUUUAUCAAUCUUUUAUAUAUUUUGAUAGGCAGCAGUGUAGACCUCUAAAGCUUUGCCAUGAAAUAACAUUUUGAUAGUGAUAAAUUCCAAAAAUACGAUCUUUAUAUCCUUUAUUUUCUCUGCUUUUCAAAAUUGUUAAUAGUUUCCUCUAGAUGACGUGUUGUUCGGGUAGCAUCCAUUGUAACUCUCUGUAGUUCGGUUUCUGCCUGUGAAAUAACGUUAUCAGAUGGGUUUCGCUGACGUGUUCUUUCUGAGUUAAUUGUUUAUUUAGCUUCUCCAUUCCUUGAUGUUAAUGUUGGUUUGAGGUCAUCACGUUUCUUUUUUUUACAAUGGCUCCAUAAGCUUUCAAAGAUUCAGCUACUUUGGCUUCAAGCCUUUCAAUCUCUGCUUGUUGAUAAUCCUGAAGUUUGGUAAACUCGUCAGCAAAGUUUUUCAGGCCCUGCUUUAAAUGUGGGGUUUCUGUAGAGGCAUACACGUUGAUUUCAUUCACCAGGAGGUCUGCUUUGUCUCGCAGUCUGGCAGUUUUCCGCACAUAAGCAGCAAAGAUUUGGCACAGCGCUCCAAAGUGCUUCUCCACAUUUGUGACAGCAUCUUGAAGUUGUCUGGCUUGGGCAUCCCGGUUUUCUAAGCUGCGCCUCAUCAUCUUGCCUCGCACAGGUCUGGAUCCGAGGCUGGGGCCCAACAACGGGCUCCACGCCGCCCGAGCCCGCGUUAGGGCGCCAGCCGCCACCGCCGCCCGGAGCCCGAGCGCCCGCCUUGCGCGCCCCCGGGCCGGCCAGGGCCCCGGCGUUUCUACGGCAACGCGGCGCGCGCCCCCGCGGUCAAAGCCGGAGUCGGCGGGAGCGCGGAGAAGGCACCUGAAGGGCAAAACUGCGAGGGCACGCGAGGGUUCCGGCAGCCUCCCCAGAGACUCGCCGCCGCGCUCGCCGCGCGUGCCUGCUGCCUGAUGUCUCUCAAUAUAUUUUCAUGUAUCUUUUAAAUUGUCUAAUUAAAACUAGUAACUAUAAUUUGAAUUUGUAUUAUUUUUAGUUUUCAAUUGCUAUGUAAAUAUGGGAAGCAAUAUCAAGAAAUAAUACUAAUUAAUUCAGCCCAAUUUAAAGUAAAAUGGAUCUAUCUUUAGACUUAUACUUUGUUAGUAGAUAUUUAGUGUUUUAAAAUUGUGUGACUUAAUCUCUGUUACAAAGAUUCAGAAAGUCUUCAAAUAUACAGAAAAAGCUAAAAAGCAUUUCACAGUAAAUAUUCAUGUGCUUAACACCUAAAUUCUGUAAUUAAUGUUUUGCUGUAUUUGCUUUAUUAUAUAUUUAUCCAUCUAUUGAUUCAUUUUUUUAAAGAAAACUGUUAUUUUAAAACAAGUUGCAGAAUUAGAGUACUUUACCCCUAAAUAUUUCAGCAUAAGUUUCAUGAGCUGGAGUUCCAUAUUGGUGUGUGUGUGUGCGUGUGUGUGUGUGUGUGUGUUAGGUAUGAUUUGCAAACAGUGGAAUGCACAAAUCUUAAAUGAUGAGUUUUGGCAAAUGACUACACCUGUGUAGCUUAAAUCCUUCUCAAGAUUAAGAAUGUUACUACCAUCAGAAAGUGCUCUCCUGCCCUUUCCUAAUUAAUACCAUGGCAGCUCAGGGAACUACUGUUACAAUUUUUAAAAAAUCAUAGAUAAGUUUUGCCUGUUCUAAACUUCAUAUAAUUGGAAUGAUACAGUGUGUACCCUCUUUUCUGUUUUCUUUCAACCAUUUGAAGAUUUUUAAUACCCAUUUUAUUUUGUUCAUUGCUUUUUGCUGCUGAGUAGUAUUCCAUUGUAUAAAUAUACCACAGUUUGUGUAUCCAUUAUCUUUUGAUGGACUUCUGGGCUAUUUCCAGAUUUUGGCUGUUACGUAUAAGGAUUCUGUGAAUAUUCUGGUAUAAUUUUUUAUGGAUAUAAUAGUGGAUUAGGGAAGAUGUGCAUUUAACUUUUUAAGAAACUGCCAGACCUUUACCCAAAGUGAUUAUGCCAUUUUACAUUUCCAUCAACAUUGUAUUGUGUUUUUUUUCCUAGUAAAGCUUUGCAUGUUUAAUGAUUGGACUGUCAGAUUGGAAAUUGAUGAAUAACUUUUCUGGUACUUAAAGGAAUUCUCUAGAUACUUGGGAAUAUUGCAGAUUUAUUAAUUUUUUGUUUUCUAUGUUAGCACUUAUUGCAUAUAUACCUUGACAAGAGAUACUGAAAAUAUGGAAUGUACAGUCCCUGUCAUGCUCAUAAAAUAUUCUGAAAAUGAUAUUUAAUGCAAAGAAAUAUCUUCUAGGUUUAUUUUAUAAAUUAUGAUAUGUAUUCUUAGCUGACAUUUAGUCUCUUAUUAGAUAAAAAAAUAUAGAUGGCUACCAGUU